AAUGGCGGCAUGUACUAGACAAGAAAACAAGGCGAUUACUCUGAAGGGAAGCGCUGAAUUAGUCACAGAAUUCUUUGGUAAUUUUCUUUUCGUUAAGUUUUGAUUUAGAAAUUCUCUCCUUUUGAAGCUUUAAAUAUUUUUUUUACGUUUAUUUACAGGUUACGGGAUAAACAAGUGAGUUUCUAUGGCGUGUUUCUUAUCGAUAAGCUUAUGAAGUAUUGUUGUUUACCAGUUGACAUGUUUAAAAUGUUGAUUUGAGGACAUCACAGAGGACGGAAUGACAAGUGUAUUGCUCACGUUUUGCUUUCCUUAGAGUUUUUUUUAACAGUGAACCUGUGGAAAUUUUGCAUAUAGCUAAGUUAGGAUUUAAAAAGAGGAUGUCGAUUAUCUUAAGUAAGCUAGAUUAUUACAUGGCUUAUACUGUAAGUUUAUUGUAGUUUAUUUGAAUCCUACAAAACUUCUUUAAUCUACUUAAAACAUCAAGAAUGCUCACAGAAACUGCGUGGGAUAAGUUAUUUUGAUUGCCUUUUUAUUUGAAUGAUUGCUGAUAAAAAGAUGUACAGGUCAGAGUGCAGAGAUUACCGGUACUAACUCCCUGAAUCGACUUAUUUAGCUAGGAUAAGCUUGCAAUUAUUGCACUUGUGUAUUAUUUCAUAAGUUCUUAAUUUACUACUGGUCUUUUUGUUCUGCUUUAGCAUUUUGUAUCAAAGAGGUAUCUAUCCAGCUGAUUCUUUCAAGAGAGAGCAAUUUUAUGAUUUGACCUUAUUCGUCAGUGACGACAAGGAUCUUCAAGAUUACCUGUCCAAGGUUUUACAACAGCUCAAAGGUAGGCAGAAAAAUUGAAAAAAAUAUUUGUAAUCAGACUGGUUGAAAUGAAAUAAGUAGUGUAGAGGGUGCUAAAGGCUGCACUGAUUGUGACAUUUUAUAAUUACCGAUAGGUGGAGGCUCAUUACUGUCAAGGGGUGAGUGUGUUUUUAGGGGAGUGGGGUUGGGGGACACUCUGUCUCGGAAAAUUUUCAAAGUGAAGGCUUCUUUGGCUCAGUUGUAAACUCUUUUUUGAGAAAAAUUUUGUUGCUUAGAGUUAGGGUUAGUAAUCAAGCAAUCUUAAAGCUAAUUUAUAAGGUGAAACAGUCUUUGCCUUCACUGCACUCCUUACUCCUAUGAAGGGCCCUGGUAAUUUUUUAUACACACAGACCUUGUGGCAACAUUACUUCAUGUUCCCCUCUGAAAGGAGAAUGGCUGAUUGUAGGUUGCCAUGAAAUCUGAGUUUUUUCUUUCUUUCAGACUGGCUUGAGGACAAUAGCCUCCAGCGGGUUGUCAUGGUGAUAAGCGAAGUAGACACUGAUGAAGUCAUAGAGAGAUGGCAGUUUGAUAUUCAGUGUGAAAAGAAUGAGCAAACAGAAAACAAGAAAGGAGCAGGGUUUGUGACUACCAUGCUGGAAUGUUUCAAAAUUCUUUCUGUAACUACCUCACUUGCAUAAUUACACUGAUACACACUGAAAAACCUUACCUCUUUCGUAAAGAUUCAUAAAGAUUAAAUACAUAUGAUUUCUGUGAUGAUAGGAUUUAUAUACUUAUUCCAGACUCUUGAUUAGGAAAAACAACUAAAUAGCAGGCAUAUGAACCUUGGCAAUAGUUAAGGGUGAGGUUUGAGCAUAAGUGGGUGACAAGCUGUACAGUCGACACAGUAUGGAAGUUUUGGAUGUUUUAUCAGUCUGAUGUGUUUCCUCAUUUACAUAGCUGUCAUGUAGGGCUCAGGCUUCACGGUACUGUCUCACAACUUUUGGUCUGUUUUUAUUGUUUUUUUGUCUCCAGGCGGGGCUACUUCUUAAGGCGGUUAAACCCCUUCAACCCUCAAGUUUUUAUCAAGAUACAAUAUUGUCUCUCCAUCGCCAUUACAAACAGAAGAGCUCACCUGAAAGUUGACAGAGACAACUACAUUUGUGUGAAAAUUAUGUCUAAUUUUAUGUUUUUCAGUAAACCUCCAGCAUCAAAAAGCAAGAAAGACAUUCAAAGAGAAAUGAGAGAUGUGAUCAGACAAAUUACAGCCAGUGUUACUUUCCUUCCCUUUCUUGAGAAGCGAUGUAAGUGUUAUUCAAUUUUUUUUUUAGUUUGAGGGCAGUGCAUUGUUUUGUUUGUGAAAAUUAUGGUAAUUUUUAACUGCAAUCAAUUGUUUGUGUGCUUGUUUGUUUUGUUGUUUUCAGGUGCAUUUGACCUACUGGCUUACACUAACAGAGAUCAAGAGAUUCCUGAAACAUGGGAAGAGUCGCAAGCAAGGAUCAUCGCAAAUUCACAAGAAGUGCGAUUAAGGUCCUUCUCAACAUCUGUUCAUAAAGUGGAUACAAUGGUGUCUUACAAAGGAGAGGAUUGAUGCAAACAAGAUGACAUUGCUUGUCCAGCACACAACAGCUGUACCAAAGUACAUGUGUGAGAAGGAAUCCACACUCAUUCUACAAGGAUACUUUUUUACUUUAUCAAACUACAAGUUCCUCAAGAGGUUCAGCCCAGCAUGACCAGUAUAACCUUGUAAAAAAAAGAAAAGUGGCAAACAAGAGAGAAUAUAUCAGGGAAAUUGCUCUUACAAGUUCCAAAGAUUACUUCCUCACAAGGAAAAAUGACUUAAUGUCAAUGAUGAAAUUCAUAUCAAGUAGUUUUGGUCUAUAAAUAUUGACAUUAUGAUUUCAGUAAAGGUAUAUAUAUCAGUUUGUCACUUGUGGGUGAUUCUGAAAGAAUUUAGAUAGGUGGCCACAGAUGUUUUUAAAAGUGAAACUGAUAUGGACUUUUCCAUCCUUGAUAGUAGCACAAACGAAACUAGUAGACAUAAAUAAAUAUAUCAAAUGAAAGUCAGAGGUCAUUGUUCAAAAGUUCUGUUUUUGUGACCAGUAGCACUUUCUUCAAGAAAAAUUAAUAAAUUGCAUUUGUAUUCUUAGGGUUCAGUUUUUCAUCAUUUAUAUUUUGAUAUUAAUUUUUUUUUGGCCUGUAAUGAGUUUUGUUGGGUAUAUUGAGGCUAGGGUGUCCAUUGUCUCUUUUAAAAAGAUAAAUUAU
This is a messenger RNA of Pocillopora meandrina, 3045 nucleotides long. Lineage: Eukaryota; Metazoa; Cnidaria; Anthozoa; Scleractinia; Pocilloporidae. The record is from the annotation of a GenBank genome assembly.